Molecule: messenger RNA, 3481 nt
Organism: Schistosoma rodhaini
Lineage: Eukaryota; Metazoa; Platyhelminthes; Trematoda; Strigeidida; Schistosomatidae
Source: the annotation of a GenBank genome assembly
GUUUCUUCCCAUAAUAUCCACUUUAUAUCCUAUUGUUCAAUGUCAGAUUAUUGGUUAAGUAACACUCAGACUGAUGUAAUUCCUUUUGUACAUUCACAACAUCACUAUUAAAAUUUAUUCCGAUUGAACCUUUUCAAGUAUUUUGUCUUUUAAUAAAUCGCAUUCAUUCCUAACACUUAACAUCAACAAUGAUUCUUUGCCAUCUUAUCUGCUCCUUUUGUUUCUUUAUUGUUCUCUUAAUGGAAUAAUCUAAAUAGUUAUGAAGGAUCACAUUAUCACCAACACCAACAUUUGUAUUACUUAUCAAAAUCCUCCAUUAAGAAAACAUGGUAGAAUUAUUAGCUGAUAUCUAUACAUGAAUCGAUGAGUACUGACUCAGAUCAGGAAAAGUUGUUACAAAAAUUUAAAGAUUUACGUAAAGAACCACAAAAACAAGUAAACGAUUUAACAAAUGCAAUAAACGAUAUUGAAGAGAAUCUUAUUAGAAAUAAGGAAAGUCAUAGCAUACAAAUGCAGAAGAUCGAUCAACUAUAUCGAACAAAUGUGAACGAUCUAAAUGAAGAGAUAAAUGUUGAAGAUGCAUGUGAAGAAUUCAAUAAAACUGUAUUCGGCAAUGAAGCUAAUCGUCCAGUAUGGAAAGUAAGUAUGAAUUCAAAAGCGACAAUACAACAUCCUACUUCUUAUAACUGGAUAAAUGAAAAAUCUUGGCUUCAUUAUAGAAAACAAAUUAUUGAAUCACAAUUAAGUACAAAAAGUAAAGACCAAAUAAAAUGCAUCCAAAAUAAAUUACGUAGUCGUGAAAUAGCUCAACGAACAUUUGAUCGUUAUUCUAAUAGGGAAUCUCAUGAGGUUAAUGUUGAUGAAAUAAAUAAAUCGAAGCAACAGGAUGAAUUAACAAAAUAUCCUUACAGUAUAAAUCAUCCAUUACAUAUACAUGAGCAGCAAUUGAUGAAUAAAUUUAAUCAACUAAAAACUAUGCAAUAUUUAAAUCUAAUUGAAUUAAACACAAAAGAGAAUGAUUUACAUUCAUUACUGUAAGUUUGUUUUUCAUUUUAAUACAGUGGUUAUAUGAAGGAAAAAGUAAUCUUCAUAGAAUAAAUACACUAUUAAAAAAACACCGUCUAUAAACUUUUAAUUUAAAGAUAUUGUUGAUGAUAUGAUGAUAAACUAUAUCUGGAGGAGAGGCCGAUUCAAAAGACAGUUCGUACAGAAGAUUUUUUGAUAUAAAAAACAAUCACCCUCUGAUUAAAAGCUAAGUUAUUACGACUGAUCAAUUUAAUGUAUAUUUUACUGUUAACCUACUUUUAUGAAGCUAAGUACACAAGCCAUUCGUUGUAGAUACUUUUUCCUCUCAUUGAAGAAUAUCUACUACUAUGACUUAACAAAGAAAAACACAGGUCAUUGACGUCCUUUAUUCUGCAGCGUGUAAUAUAUUCGUGGAAUCCAGCUUCAGAUACAUUCUUUGACAGCAUUUAUUAGAUUGACGAAAAGAUUAGUCGUGUUGUAUGCCUAAAAGUACCUUACGUUACAGACGCAUUGCCUAUUUACUUAUUAAAACAUAAAUUUUGUAUGAAAAAACAUUUAUGUUUUUAGACGUUAAUUAUUAUAUGUAUAUGUGCAUAUUUUUAUUGACUAACCCAGUAUUUUUGCUUGUUUUGUAAGAGGUAAUAACACCGUUGCUCUACUCACACUUAAAUCUCUAUAGAAAAGUUUAAUCUUGUGAAUGAAGUCGCUAGAGAGAGGUGAAACCGUUGAAUAAAAGCUGGUAAAUCAAUCGUUUUCAUUUUCGAAAUGAGAAUAGAACAAUUUUAAUCGACACACUAGUUACUAUUGACAUCAAAAUGGAAUUUUUGAAUAGUUCCUAACGUUUGGUUAAGAGCAUAAUCCUAUUCAUUAAAAGACAUAACACAGUAAUGUUCAAGUUUAUUUUAUGGUAGGUGUUGACAACGAGGAAGCUAAUCAUAAGAAAUUGUCUCUUUUACCAAACGUGUCCAACUGUUUUCCGGUGAUUUGAAGUUACUAAUAGGCAUUCUGUUUAUAAAUUUUUAGAAUCGUAUAACCCUAAUAGUAUGAUACUAGCCUACUCAAUCAAAAUCGUUAAUCCACUGAAACAACCUCAUCAAAUAUUUAUCAGUACGUUGAUACCUGAGCUUUAUUUCUGAAAUUGUUUUUUGUAGAAAAAUAAAACAAAUUGACUAAUGUUAUUUGAACUGCUACAAAAUAUCACCAUUUUAUUGUGCACUAAACGCAAUCAUUAGUUGACAAAAAAAGUUGAAAACUGUAAUAUACGAAAGAACUAUUCAAUACUUUUACUUGAUACUUUUGAAGAAAUGGCCGAAACUCCUCUGAUAAGUAAUCGUCAGGUACAUAUCAUUUAAUACCUUCUGGAGAACCUUAAAUUUUAUGUUUACCACUAAAUAAUCAAGGAGUUUCGGGGAUAGAAAAGCUAUCUGAAGUUGUUUACUAUACGGUAUAAAAUAUUUUGAAACUGACUGGAUUUAUAUCUUAGAAAUAUCUAGCAUAAAAGUAUACUUUUGAUUUGCAGAGUACACAUUAGGAAUCUGAAAUUUGAUCUGGAUAAUGAAUACACAAAAUAUACACAAAUGAGUUUAAAUGAAAUCAACAAGAAGAAACAAAAGCUGAUCAACCUCUCAAAAGUACUAAAUGAAUUAGAAGAAGAAGAGGCUGCUGCAUUCAGUAAUUUAUUUAGUGAAGCAAGAAAAACAAAUGAAACAAGAACCGUGCUUAAAAACGAAUUGAAAUACUUAAGAAUCAGUCAAAAUAUCAAUCCUAUGCAUCGUUUUACUUAUUUUGAUUAUAGGUAUAAUUUACCUUUAUGCAAAUUAUAAAACAAUGUUACAUUUGUUCUGUAUAGUUGUGGUGUUUGUACUAACUGAUGAUUCAUUUGUAAACGAUUGACUACUGAUUGCAAAUUACAAAUGAUAAUAAGUUCAUCUGUGCUCAUCUAGUUCUGUCUACCUUAAAUUGCACUGUGGUGUGUAUUCCUCAUAUCGACAUAAAUAGUAUAUGUCGUGAGUUAAGAAUAGAACGUCUGGAAGCAGAAGGUCGAGAAAGAAAGAACGGCUACAGAAAGCGAUUGGUAUAGAAAUGAAGGAACAGUGAAGUCUGAGACGAUUGAUCGACAUUUGCAAAGGAACAGUCAAGUUUGAAACAUUUGAUUGAUAUUUAGCAAAUUAAGCAUUUGUUGUUUGGUUCUCAGAUUUGACUAAGUGAUUCUAGAAAUUUUGUGUUUAGACACAUUCGAUUGUCCGCAGUGGUGUUCUUGUUCAUUACAGUAGAAUUCUGGUAAAGAUUGUUAUUGUUUGUAUGAUUAUAUUAAAAUAACAGUAAAAAAAUCAUUUUUAAAAAUUUUUUUAUUAAAAAAACGAACAUUUUAUCAAGUUCAGGUAAAUUGAACUAAUUUUGAUUAAUAUUAGCACUACACUAUUAUCAUCAAAUAUACUUACUUUUGAAGUGUGAA